Messenger RNA from Kogia breviceps (pygmy sperm whale), 3847 nucleotides. The record is from RefSeq and is a predicted model, not a curated record. Lineage: Eukaryota; Metazoa; Chordata; Mammalia; Artiodactyla; Physeteridae.
GAGGAGGAGCGAGGUGACGCAGGCGUAAUAAUAGAGAAGGUGCCAGAAAGAUCCAAAACAAGUGGCUGCGGCCGUCGCCCAGGAGUCGUGAGGCGCUGGAAUUCGGCCCUGGUUCUGAGCUUAUUCCGCCCCCCUCCCCCGGGUAUGGCGCUGUCCGGGUCGACCCCGGCCCCGAGCUGGGAGGAGGAUGAGUGCCUGGACUACUACGGGAUGCUGUCGCUUCACCGUGUGUUCGAGGUGGUGGGCGGGCAACUGACCGAGUGCGAGUUGGAGCUGCUAGCCUUCCUGCUGGACGAGGUCCCCGGCGCCGCCGGCGGCCUGGCCCGCGCCCGCAGCGGCCUGGAGCUGCUGCUGGAGCUGGAGCGCCGCGGGCAGUGCGACGAGAGCAACCUGCGGCUGCUGGGGCAACUCCUGCGCGUGCUGUCCCGUCACGACUUGCUGCCACACCUGGCGCGCAAGAGGCGCUGGCCAGUGUCUCCAGAACGCUCCAGCUAUGGCACGUCCAGCUCUUCUUCAAAGAGGAAGGAGGGUGGCUGCCGUCGCAGUCAGCAGUCAAGGAGUUCUUCAAAUGCUGAGCAGAGUCAGUGGGAGACAGGUUCUCCCCCAACUAAACGGCAGCGGCGGAGUCGGGGCCGUCCGAGUGGUGGUGCCAGACGGCGGCAGAGAGGGAGUCCAGCCACCCCCCAGCAGCAGCAGGAGCCAGCCGGGCCUACCUCAGAAGGCAAAGUGACCUGUGAAAUAAGAAUGUCUAAGCCCCUGGAGGCCGAGAAGCAAGGUCUGGACUCCCCGUCAGAGCACACAGACACGGAAAGAAAUGGACCAGACACUAACCAUCAGAACCCCCAGAAUAAGACCUCCCCGUUCUCUGUGUCCCCGACUGGCCCCAGCACCAAGAUCAAGGCUGAAGACCCCAGCAAUGACUCAGCCCCAGCGGCACCCCUGCCCCCCCAGCCGGUUCAGCCGCAUCUGCCCCAGGCCCAACUCAUGUUGACGGGCAGCCAGCUAGCCGGGCUCACGGCGCUGAUGCCAGCUCAGCAGCAGCUCCUCCUGCAGCAAGCGCAGGCCCAGCUCCUGGCCGCCGCGGCCGCCGCCGCCUCCUCUUCCUCCUCCUCCUCCUCCUCCUCCUCCUCCUCGACCUCGCAGCCCCCAGCCUCCUCCGGGGGAGGCGACCUGCCGCCACCACAGCCUGCCAGCCAGCCCCCCGGGACCCCACAGCUCACCCUGUCCCAACCCAUCCAGCUCACAGCACAGGACAUCCAGCAGCUCCUCCAGCUCCAGCAGCUGGUGCUUGUGCCGGGUCACCACCUCCAGCCACCUGCUCAGUUCCUGCUGCCGCAGGCCCAGCAGAGUCAGCCAGGCCUGCUACCGACGCCAAAUCUAUUCCAGCUACCUCAGCAAACCCAGGGAGCUCUUCUGACCUCCCAGCCCCGGGCAGGGCUGCCCACACAGGCCGUGACCCGCCCCACGCUGCCCGACCCGCACCUCUCGCACCCGCAGCCCCCCAAAUGCUUGGAGCCACCAUCCCACCCCGAGGAGCCCAGUGACCUGGAGGAGCUGGAGCAGUUCGCUCGCACCUUCAAGCAACGCCGCAUCAAGCUGGGCUUCACGCAGGGUGACGUGGGUCUGGCCAUGGGCAAGCUCUACGGCAACGACUUCAGCCAGACGACCAUCUCCCGCUUCGAGGCCCUCAACCUGAGCUUUAAGAACAUGUGCAAACUCAAGCCUCUCCUGGAGAAGUGGCUCAAUGACGCAGAGACUAUGUCUGUGGACUCAAGCCUGCCCAGUCCCAACCAGCUGAGCAGUCCCAGCCUGGGUUUCGACGGGCUCCCCGGCCGGAGACGCAAGAAGAGGACCAGCAUCGAGACAAACGUCCGCUUCGCCUUAGAGAAGAGUUUUCUAGCGAACCAGAAGCCUACCUCAGAGGAGAUCCUGCUGAUCGCAGAGCAGCUGCACAUGGAGAAGGAAGUGAUCCGCGUCUGGUUCUGCAACCGACGCCAGAAGGAAAAACGCAUCAACCCCUGCAGCGCGGCCCCCAUGCUGCCCAGCCCGGGCAAACCAGCCAGCUACAGCCCCCAUCUGGUCACGCCCCAAGGGAGCGCCGGGACCCUGCCGUUGUCCCAAGCUUCCAGCAGUCUGAGCACAACAGUUACUACCUUAUCCUCAGCUGUGGGGACCCUCCACCCCAGCCGGACAGCUGGAGGGGGUGGGGCCGGGGGCGGGGCCGCGCCCCCCCUCAAUUCCAUCCCCUCUGUCACUCCCCCACCCCCGGCCACCACCAACAGCACAAAUCCCAGCCCUCAAGGCAGCCACUCGGCCAUCGGCUUGUCAGGCCUGAACCCCAGCACGGGAAGCACAAUGGUGGGGUUGAGCUCCGGGCUGAGUCCAGCCCUCAUGAGCAACAACCCUUUGGCUACUAUCCAAGCCCUGGCCUCUGGUGGAACGCUGCCCCUUACCAGCCUUGACAGCAGCGGGAACCUGGUGCUGGGGGCGGCUGGCGCGGCCCCAGGGAGUCCAGGCCUGGUGACCUCGUCACUCUUCUUGAACCACGCCGGGCUGCCCCUGCUCAGCGCCCCGCCUGGUGUGGGCCUGGUCUCGGCAGCCGCUGCGGCUGUGGCGGCCUCCAUCUCCAGCAAGUCUCCUGGCCUCUCCUCGUCCUCGUCCUCGUCCUCCUCCUCCUCCACUUGCAGUGAGGCGGCAGCACAGACCCCUGGAGGCCCAGGGGGGCCCGAGGUAGGGUCCAAGCCUGAGUGAGGGCCCGCCACGCCUCCCCACCUCCUCUGACCGCCGCCUCCGUCCCCCACCUGGGAAGAGGGCGAGGAGGCCAUUGGUGGGGGUGCAGAGGGUCCUCGGAGCAGGAGUGACAAGGGAGGAAAGACCAAAAAACAAGAAACAAAAAAACAACCAACCAAAAAGAAAGAAAGGAAGAAAGAAAGAGAAAGAAACCAACCAACAGAAAAAAGAAAACCAAAAAUAAUCACAAAGAAACCAGCUGCCCCAAAGGAACAAGAAUGAAAAACAAACAUUAAAAAAAAAAAAAAAAAAAGAAAGAAAACCAAAAACAAACAAAAAAUCCCUCACCAAACCGAACAAACCAAAAACCGGUCUCGAGCCAGACCUCAGUGUGCUCUCACCCUCACUGCUAUGACACCAAAUAAGAACCCCAGCCAGGGGCGGAGAAGCCUCGGCAGGGCGGACACGCGGGCCCCCGGCUGCGGGGCAAAGCCUCCCGCUGCGUGCGGCGUGGGCAGAGAAGGAAAAGGAGAAUGUGCCAGCCUCCCAGCCCCAGCCCUCAGUCCUGGGCCAGCCAAGACAGGGAGGGCACAGCCUGGGGCUGAUGGGGUGGGCUCAGAACCACCCGCCAAAUAUUCUUUUCCAGAAGGUGAAAGAGAAAGGGCCUGAACAACUUUACACCAAAUAUUCAGUAGCUUCAUCCAAAGGAUGUACAGAAUUUUUAGCGUUGUGCUCAACAGAAUGUGUCCCUGUCAUGUGUCCCCCCUCUCCCCUGGCCCCCAGCUCUCCCUGCCCGGGCAGGGGGGUCUCGCUUUAACCUCCUCCCUCCCCCAGCCAGGGGAGAGUUCAGGGGAAGGCCUGGGAUGACUUUUCACCCCUUGUACCUCCCCCUUUUUCCCUUUGAAGGGUGGGCUAGGCCGUUUUGCCAAGUUCUAGCUCUCACAUGUCCCCCCUCAACCCUGUCACCCUCCUCUGCUCUGGAAUCUCCCCCAUCCCUAGUCCGAGGGAAGGUGGAAGCUUCAGGCAAGAGAGGAUGAGGUGAGGGCAUUCAAGUUGUCUUUUUUUCCAUCCUCGUCUGUCAGUUUCCCUGAAAAAAAAAAAAAAUUCAUAUUCCAGU